GGAAGCGAAGGACUCAAAAAUAGUUUCUGCACUUACCAAAAAUACAUUUUACCAUUCAAACUGAUAAAUAAGCAACGUGACAGUUGUAGGAAAUGAAUCAAAAAUUGUCUAUGACCUGGUCACUUCCAAACUAUAAUAAACUCAGUCCAUAUAUAAGAAAAUCGUUGCAAAGAAUAAGGUCUCUCCCCCAAGUGGAUCAUCAUACCCAUCAGGCUGGAUUAGCAAAUUUUCAUUCAGUACCUAACAAGCAUCUUGGGGGGAGCAGGAGACAAAAAUCAUCCAAUUAAAGUAAUAUUUUUGUGAAUUUUUUUUUUUGAAGUGGAAUCUUAGGCUGCAGAGAUGGCUCAGCAGUUAAGAGCACUGGCUGCUCUUCCAGAGGUCCUGAGUUCAAUUCCCAGCAACCGCGGAAUCUGAUGCCCUCUUCUGUCUGAUACCCUCUUCUGUCAUGCUGGCAUACAUGCAAACAGAGCAUUCAUAUACAAAAAUAUAUAUAUAUAUAUAAAUAAAUAAAUCUUUUUUAAAAAGUGCCUUUUGAAAUGGAAUCUCAGAAUCUUUGAAAUGGGCGCCCUGGUUAGCCUGAAACUUCUAUGUAACUGAGGCUGAUAAGGGACUCCCAAUCGUGCUUCCUCAGCCGCCCACAGCUGGCAUUAAAGGAGUGCGUUACCAUAGAGGUCUAAAUUCUUUUCCAUCCUUGUGCGGCUGAGCAGUGGAGAUAGCUCACAUUCAUGCGGUGUUCACGUGCUCACGAUGCGCCAAGCGCUGCUUUAUGUCCUGCAUUGGAUUGGCAGUGCUCUUUUGUGACUGACACUGACUGCCCCUGCAUUUCCGAGGUCACUAAGACCCACACAGAGUCCCCGCAGCUCUCACGGAUGGAGGUCUCUGCGCCCAUCCCCACGGCCAACCGCUCCUCAGUGCUGGAGUUCGUGCUUCUGGGGGUCACCGACAAGCGCGGGCUCCAGCUCCUCCUCUUCGGGGUCCUUCUGGUCACCUACACGCUGACCUUGCUGGGGAAUCUGCUCAUCGUCGCCCUCACCUUGGCGGACCGCCGCCUGCACACCCCGAUGUACUUCUUCCUGCGCCACUUCUCGCUGCUGGAGGUGGGUUUCACGUCCACUGUGUCUCCGCAGUUGCUGGCACACCUGUUGGCGGCGCGCGGGGCCAUCUCCCGCCACCGCUGCUUUGCGCAGAUGAUUCUCUACUUCACCCUGGGCGCGGUGGAGACCCUGCUGCUGGCCGUGAUGUCCACCGACCGCUUUCUGGCCAUCUGCCGGCCCCUGCGCUACCCCGCGCUCAUGACACCCCGUGUCUGCUCCUCCUUGGUGCUGGCCUGCUGGGCAGUCACCCUCCUGGCCCUGCCUGGGCUGUUUGCCUGGAUGUUAUCUCUCCCUUUCUGUGGCCCGCGAGUCCUCAAUCACUUCUUCUGCGACAGCUCCCCUUUGCUGGAGCUGGCGUGUGCAGACACCAGGCUUCUGCAGCUGGUGGCCUUCCUGGUGGCUGUGUGCACCCUGCUCAUUGCUACACUGAUCACAACCUUGUCUUAUGGCUGCAUCAUCAGCACCAUCCUGCGCCUGCCUGCAGCUGGGGGCCGAAGCAAGGCCUUCUCCACCUGUUCUUCCCACAUCCUGGUGGUAUCCACGUAUGGGAGCUGCAUCAUCAUGUACCUGAACCCCACACAGACAGGGAGGCUGGACCUCAACAAAGGAAUAGCUUUCUUCAACACGACAGUGUCACCCCUGCUGAACCCUUUCAUCUACUGCCUUAGGAACCAACUGGUCCACACAGUGUGCAGGGAUUUGCUGCUCAGGGGAAGGGAGCUUUCUUCCAAGAUAUUCAGAGCAUAAGACUUUAAAGGUUUGCUACUGCUUUAUUUUUAUUGAGACCACCAGUAACUUGUUUGCAGUGUUGGGAACUGCACCUGGAGCCACAAGUACCCACUCCCCACGCUUGUUUAUGAGAAGUGGUUUGUGUAGACUACGCUGGCUUGAAAAUCAGUAAGGGGGGAGGGGGGAAGAAAAUCAGUAAGCAGCCGUGAUUAACCUCAGUUUCCUUAUCCUCCUGCUUCUGCUUUUUUUGAGGGCACCCUGAAACCUGGACGUGCUUUU
Peromyscus californicus insignis is the source of this 2102-nucleotide messenger RNA. Its product is annotated as olfactory receptor 49-like. The record is from RefSeq and is a predicted model, not a curated record. Gene Ontology annotation, biological process: G protein-coupled receptor signaling pathway. NCBI's taxonomy places the organism in Eukaryota, Metazoa, Chordata, Mammalia, Rodentia, Cricetidae. Gene Ontology annotation, cellular component: membrane. Gene Ontology annotation, molecular function: olfactory receptor activity; G protein-coupled receptor activity.